Messenger RNA from Amphiprion ocellaris (clown anemonefish), 5597 nucleotides. RefSeq names its product C3a anaphylatoxin chemotactic receptor. Gene Ontology annotation, molecular function: G protein-coupled receptor activity; neuropeptide binding. The transcript has a single exon. The record is from RefSeq and is a predicted model, not a curated record. NCBI's taxonomy places the organism in Eukaryota, Metazoa, Chordata, Actinopteri, Pomacentridae. Gene Ontology annotation, cellular component: membrane; neuron projection. Gene Ontology annotation, biological process: neuropeptide signaling pathway. The coding region runs from base 3864 to 4790 and encodes 308 amino acids.
UCAGCAGUGGUGUCACUUUUCCGAUCAUCUUUUACAGUUUAUGUUCAGAAUCAGGAAGUUCCUAUUUAUUCUCUGUGCAUUAUUUGGCCUGAGAUGAAAAUUUCAGCUGAUUUUCAAACCAAGACAAACCCAGAAAAGCUGAAAAACAUCAAGUUUUACAGCAACCUUCUAAAUUGUUUUCUCCUACUUAUGAAAUACAAUCCAUGAGCAUAAAUAUUGCACAGAUAUUUUUUGACUCCUCCAUUAGAUUUAGGCACAACAAUGACAGGGUUUCGACUAAAAUAGAGAACCUUGCUUGUAAAGGUGACUCAAAGGCUGUUGUUCAAAGUCCAGUGUCUUCUUUACCCAUCCAUCCACCCCCACCUCCUCCCUUAAUAUACUCAAAGGCAGAACUAUGUGAAGAAAAUUCUUCUGGAAUACCACUUGCUCAAAACAACACUCGGAGUUGUCUCUCAAGUCAAAGCGAAUGUUUUACCUGUGCAAGGAAUCAACGUGCACAAUCUGAACAAGUGAGUGGCAAUGCAAAGAAACAGUUAAGCUUUUAUACAAGCACAUAAACAAGUUGCAGUGGUAUUAUCAGUUUCUUAGCAGCCAGUUUCAACUGCCUUGCAAGACCUACUUUUUAUAUUUUCUUGGCUAACGUUAAUCAUAGAAAUUUACUGAGUACAUUGGGUUAUAUGAGUUCACAGUCAUACAGUUGUACAGUAGUUUGAAAUCCUAAAGAGUAUUUAAUCAUAACAUUAUUAGAAUUAUAUAACAAACUACAUCAAAUCUUAAAAAAAAAAAAAAAAAAAUAUGUGGAAGUGUCAAAAUCUGCAGUUCCUCAAAUGUCCACUUGAGGCUGCCUCCAAAAGCGAUUCAAUCCCCACAGACCCUCAUAGUAAGAUGUCCAACUUUGCAGCAUAAAUACACAUAUUUACAGAAUGUGGCUGGACACUUAUUAUAGAUGGGAAUAUUUUUAUGCAAACACGAAGUAAAAAUUCAAGUUGUUUUUGUCAUAGAAGGGGGGUUACAGUCUAGAUUUUCCACCAAUUACAAUCUAGUGACUAUUUAGUACAUUAAAUAAGAACAGUUAAUUGUUUUUGUGGAAAACCUCUGAUAUAUCUUAUAGUAUAGACAUGAGACUGAAACAACAGUGAUUUAUGCAUUUUUUGGAGCUACAAUCACAAAGAUCCCUUUAAGGGGUGCAGCAAAUACUUAUUUCCACCACUGAUUAUUCACCACAUAAUUAAUUGAUUGCGGCAUUUUUCACCAUUUCCUGGCAUUUUAUUGACCAAAUAAAUAAAAUACCAGGAAAUUAUAAAAGAUACCCCAAAGUCCAAUAUGAUAAAUGUAUCAUUUUGUCCACAACCCAAAGAUAUUCAGUUUACUGUCUUAGAAGAAGAAAGAAAUGAGAAAAUAGUCACACUUCGACUCAGAAGAAUUCUUUCCUUCUCUUAAAAAUUCCUCUCAACUAACCAAUUUGUGGUUUGUGUUCUACUUAGCUGAAACUGCAUUUUAUAGAGCAUAUUUCUAAAGAAAACUGUGAUUCAGAAUUACAUACAAUCAAUUUAAUAACAGUCAGUGUUGUAAUUUAUUACAACAUGAUGAAACAAGGAAAAGCUAUUGAUACUAUUUGACUGAUAAUUACUGGAUGCUGAUGAAGGACUUUUUCAGCCGUCCAGGCUCGUUGCGCAACACUCAGUUUCCCCAUUUACUGCCAGUGUAGGGCUUAUCCUUAAUUACAUGCACACUGUGGGAUUCCCAAUUAAGCUGAAUCAGGAUGCAGGGCUCGGUUAAAGAGGACGGCUGCUUAGAUGGACCACCGAGGACGAAAAGAGACAAGUUUGAACAUGAACUGGUCUUGUGACAGCAGCAGGGUCCAGAAGCCCCCCGACCAAUUAUAUCUGUUCCUCUAGUUGUCCACCACACAAAAACUGACAAACAGAGUCACUGAUUAGAAUCUAUUUACUGAAAUUAGAAUUUUUUACAUAAGACAAAAGCGCUUCAGGUAAGCACACUUAAAUGGCAAAGUGUUUUAUAUACACCAGUACAUAGUUACAUACUCUUGUAACACCAAAACAAUCAUGCAUUUUGGUUCUUUCAUAGGCUUAUUACAGGAUUUCUAGAGAUAUGAUAAAACCUACUUGAUCAAAUAUGUACAUACAGCAAUGCCAAUAUAAAUGUUCUUUGGCCAUUUUCAUCUCAUUCAGGUGCUUUUAGAGGCCACCCACAAGCUUCUGUUCUAUCUUUGACCCUCCUCUCCAUAUAAUUAGUACAGUUUAACUAAAGUUAUUGUCUUUCUGAUACAGACUUGUUUCUUCAUCACAGUCCACAGGUUCUUGAUAGUGUUUAAGUCAGGACUUUGAAGAGGCUAGUCUAAAACCUUAAUUCUAGCCUGAUUUAGUCAUCUAUUUAUGACUUUUGAUGUGUGUUUGGGGUCGCUGUCUUGUUGAAACACCCAACUGUGUCCAAGAUCAACCUUCUGGCUGAUGAACUUAGGUUUUUCUGAAGAAUGUGAAUCUUCCUUCUUCAUUAGUCCUUUUGCAUUGUUCAAAGCAGCAGUUCCACUGGCAGCAAAACAGAACAUAAUACUGGCACCAGCAUGCUUGAUGGUACGUUUGAUGUUCUUGGGGUUAAAGGCUUCACCUUCUCUCCUCCAAGCAUAUUUCUGGUUACUGUGGCCAAAUAGCUCAAUUUUUGUUUCAUCGGACCACAGAACUUUUUUCUAGAGGAUCUUUUCUUUGUCUAUGUGAUCAGCAGCAAACUUCAGUGGAGCUUUAGGGUUCUGCUUCGAGAGGAAGGAGGCAGCUUCUAAUUCAUUGCAGACCUGCUUUUUGGUGAUUUUUGGUUGACUUCAGGACACCAUCCUGACCAACUGUCUCUCAGCAGUAGAUGAUAGUUUGUGUUUUCUUCCUGAUCAGUGACACAACUGUACCAUGCACUUAAUACUUAUAAACAGUUGCUUGCACAGAUGAUUUGGGACCUGAAAUGUUUAAAAUGGCUCCAAGUGACUUUUCUGACUUGUUUCAAUGAUUUUUUUCAGAUCUUUGUCAAACUCCUCCUUCUUCCCCACUGUAUUUUUUGCAGCUGAGUCUAGUGAGUUUAUCAAAUGGACCCUAAUUAAAUUGACGCAAAGGAAUCACCAGCUGUAGUCAAUCAUGUUCACUCACAAGAAGUUAAGAGGCCAUUAAAAACAUUUGAUUAACACAACUUUCUACAUUAUUUACUACACUAUUAAAGUUUGAUAUUACAUUUAGAUUGCAACAACUCAGAAAUUAGACACAUUUUAUUUAUCCUCUUGGGAACAUUCAAGAAACAUGUGCCGCCCGGGAAUCGAACCCAGGUCACAAGAAUGGGAAUCUUGCAUGAUACCACUACACCAGCGGCACUGUUGCAAAACAUUCUUUUUAAAGAUUAAAAAUCCAGAAAUAUGUUCACAGUUUCACAAUUCACAACACAAUCUGCAGUUUUAAACAGUUUUAAAUGACAAAUACAAAGUGGAAAACAUAAAGUCAAAGGUCAUAAAUCAACUCCUGUUUUAAUUGAGUUGGUUGAUGCUGACCAGCGGAAAAAACAAGUCACUGCUUUAAGUCAGACUCUGUUCUGGUCUCAAGAUGAAGCUUUGAAAAGCUCAGAGGUAAAACUUUAAUGACUCCCAGCCUUCAGUGUUUCCAGCAGCCUCUUGUUUUUCCCUCUAUAAUGAGCCAAUCACUGAUUCAGAUUCGUGCCAUCUUUGAGAACUUGAUAACGAGAUCAGUGAUGCAGAAAAGCUGGAAGAGACAAGACACAAUACAACCUUUGCUUGAUUCUGGAAAGUUCUAUCUCUACUGAGGUCUUUGGCAAGAACACAGAAACGCCGGAUUUCCAUCUAACUUUUAACAAUGGCUGAUGCUACUGUCAACCUCUUGAGUUUGAGGAUUGUUAUUUCUUGCCUAGGGCUUGUGGGUAACGUAUUUCUUAUCCUGUCCAUCCUUCAGACCAGAUUCUCCCGAGUUAAAUCCUUUGAGCUGUUUCUCCUGGGACUGGCUGCAGCAAACUUGGAGGAAAUAAUCAUUAUAAAUAUCUAUGACGUUACCAUCCUUCAGAUGUCCUUGCCUUCCUCUGGAACGUGGUCGUGUCGCCUGCUGAGGUUCAUGACUGUGUUCGGUGAGAUCAACAGCAUCCUCUUCACCGUCCUCAUCAGCAUCUUCCGCUAUCAGAAGCUGAGAGACGCCGACAGGAGGGUGAACCUCCCGAUAUACCUGGACAGUGUCCGAUCGGCCUGGAUGAUGAGCGGGGUUUGUGUGCUGCUCUCGGUGCUGCUCGGCCUCCCCACGUUCGUCCUGGACCUUCAAGACUCGGUGGUUAACAUCAGCAGAAACAGCAGCGGUUGUCCUCCAGACUUCUUCCAGUGCAGCCAGACUUCCUGCCCCCUCCUCAACCGAUUGUACAAGUACCUGUUCACCAUGAUGUGCUACCUGCUGCCCCUGAUCAUCGUCACGGUGACUGGCUGCCUCAUCCUCACGGUGCUGCUGAGGAGGAGGAAGACGGUGACUCCGGCGGUGAGCAUUAGCUGGUCAAACCAUCUCAAUAGGAAGAGUAAGGAUCCAAAGCUCCAGCGAAGCACCAUCGUUGUUCUGGCAGCCAUGGUGCUGUUCCAGGUGGAGUGGACUCUGUACCUGGUCUUCCAGUGGAUGUUUAGCUCAGGUGACUCUCAUUUUUGGGCUGAAGUUGAGUUCUUUAUCUCGACUUCCUACACAUCCAUCUGUCCGUAUGUGUACGGGGUUGGAAAUAACCUGUUCUCCCUCAAAAACUGUAAAAACAAAUGAUUUUUGUGCUUAAGCAGAAGAAAAUUCCAGUCCAAAUAAAGAUACUUUCUGUGAUUACAUGUUAUAAACUGACAACUGUAUUAAGUUGCUUCAGAUUUCAGUAAUCCCUCUUUUAUCAAAAACAUAUUUCAGCAUUUUGUUGCAAUUUUAGACCUUUUUUUUAACAACAAAUAUGAAAAUUAAAACACUGCUUUGAUACAUUGUUUGCCUUUGAAUGCCAGUGCUUUUAACAAAAAGUAAUUUUCAGUCCUAUUUUUAACAUAUAUUCAUAUUUUUUCCAAUCAGGUUUUGAAUUUGAAUGCCAACAGCACAGGAUUGUCAUUCUUUCGGCUGAACAACAAAAUUCUUCACUCAUGCAGAUGCCUUCUGAGCAGCCUUGCAAUACGGACAAUAAGGAGGAGUGUAUGUGGUGCAGAGAAAUCUAAAAUGAAAGUCACAAACUGACUCAUUCUUUCAAUGUGACUCUACACAUGGCAGCCAUAUCUGUGCAUGAUCACUACAGCGUUUUGCACAAACCAGCACGACCUGUAUUUACAGCACAAUAGUAAGUGGGGAAAAGCAGCAGUUCUGUUCCCUAAAACAUCUCACUUUCAGAAGCAGCACAGUUUAAGUCGGCCCAUUUAGAAUGUCAACACAUAAUUUGAUUAUGGUAUGAUAUGAGGGCAGCUUGGUUUGGCUGUGUAGCAUCAGUGAAAGUGAAAGUUAUUAUAGAAAGGUCACAUAUCAGUCAUGGUAGCCUUUUUAAUCUAACUUUUCUAACAAUUUUCUUAGGUUUAUUUCAUAAUGUAUCACUGCUGAUAAGAGAUU